Phragmites australis (common reed) is the source of this 1785-nucleotide messenger RNA. RefSeq lists its product as uncharacterized. Bases 440 to 1504 code for a protein of 354 amino acids. The transcript has a single exon. The record is from RefSeq and is a predicted model, not a curated record. NCBI's taxonomy places the organism in Eukaryota, Viridiplantae, Streptophyta, Magnoliopsida, Poales, Poaceae.
GGUGUUGCUUGCUCGCCAUUUCCAUAGAGAACACAGCACCGCGGUCAGAGGCGCGACUGUCGUGAAGCACGGCCCAAAGCCAUUGCGAAGGCCGAAGAAUGCACACGGGCACACGCAGGGAGAAAGACCGAGGUAGAAAAGCUGGGUCUCUUCUCCUUUUUCACCUCGCCACAUCGCCACCGUCUUCUUCUUCUGUCCCACUCACUUCGAUCGAUCACUCGAGAUCACACUAAACUCGGCGUCUCUCCCGUACCGCACCGCGCACUCCUCGCAGCUGGAUCUCUCUCCCCGUGGUCGGGUCCGUGCUGGCGGUGGAGUUGAUCUUUUCUUCGCUUUGGCUGGUGCAAGUAAUGACCCCAAGGUCGUAGCUUGGUGAGCUGAGUUUGCACCACGGCCGGGAGGGGCAAGCCGGCCGGCGUGGGCGUCUAUAUUUCUUGGGAUGGACUUCGGCAACAGCGGCAGCUUGCAGUCGUCAAGCGGCGGCGGCGACGAGUUCGAUUCCAGAUGCGGUGGUGACUCCUCGCCGCUCUCCGCGCUGCUUCGGCAGCCGCCGCCGCCGCCCAACGUGGAGGCCUUUGGCGGCUCAUUCUACGGCCUCCAGGACCUCGCGACGCCGCCGCUGUCUCACUGGUCGUCGACGCCCCUCCCUGCCGGAGCUAGAGCCUCGCCCUCGCCGCCGUCGUGCCAUGGCGUGGCCGCCUCUGCCUCUCAGACGGCGGCGCCCGCGGCCCUGCAUGCCGUGGCUGCGCCGCCAAGGCGGUCGAGGAAGCGGACACGCGCGUCGCGGCGCGCGCCGACGACGGUGCUUACCACCGACACCUCCAACUUCCGCGCCAUGGUGCAGGAGUUCACCGGCACCCCCUCCGCGCCCUUCGCCGGCGCGUCCGCGCGCUCCCGCUUCGACCACCUCUUCCCUUCCCGCUCCGCCGCCGCUGCAAGACCCGCCACGCUACCGCCGUACCUCCUCCGCCCCUUCGCGCAGAAGCUUCACGCACCCGCCUACCCGCCGCCCUACGUCACCCCCUCCACGUCCUCGCCGGCGCCGGCUAACAUCUUCAUUUCAGCUUCCACCGGCCCAAGCACCACGGCCGUGGAAUCCAGCGACAGCUACCAGCUCGCGUCAUCGCCGUUCGCUCUUCUCGGGAUGCAGAAUCACAGCAGCAAUAGCCACCUUUCUUUCCGGAGCCCCCUAAUUGGCGGCGUUGGCGCACAGCUCGACGGCGACGCCAAGUACCCCGCUCACCCCUUAUUCGACAGAGGCUUAGCGCCGUCUGCGGCGAGGCUGCAGGAUCCAGCCGACUUUCUGGGUCUCACGCAUGGCAUCAUGAGCUCGGAUGGGACGCACUUGCACCCGCGAAACGGUGACCGCGGCCACGGCGAUGACGAGCUGUCCGGCCUGGUCGGUGGCGCGUCCAUUAUCGGGACCGGCGGCUGCAAGGCGACGUACUCGUCCGGCGCCAGCUCGGUCUCCCGCGCGUCGCCCCCGCUGGAGCGCAAUGCGUAGAGCACGUCGUCCAUCGGCGGCUCUGCGACAACGACGACGCCGGUGGCGGCAACGGCGGCCAUGAGAACGCAAGGCGCGGACUUAUGGGUCUGUACAUCAGAGUAGGUUACUUGCUUCCCUCCAAGAAUCCAAGUACAUGAUGAGAGCAGAUUGAUUUGUCCGGCCGGGUAGCUCUUUAGCUAUUUUUAUUUCCUUAAGUGGCUCGAUUACUUCUUGCUGUUCUUCAAUUUGCAUUCAUGUUUGUGCAGAUUAAACCAGAAAAGAUCAUAUCCUUGCUUUAA